AUGCCUCCCCAGCCAGGAAUAUUCUACGACUCGAAGGCCAAACAGCACAGGAACAUAUAUCCAGACUACUCGGACUUGGAUGGAGACUUCCCAUACCACCACAAUCACGCAGUAGUUGCUGGUCCGAGUUCAAGGCCUCACGUUAUCGGUGAUGACGCGAGGAAAGAAAAGAAGAGAAAAGAGCUUGCCGGAAAACUAGGGAAGGAGAUGAACGAACGCCGUGACGACGGCCGCGCAUUCGCCGAAACCCUGAACCACCUUCAAUACACGACCCAACAGCUGGCUACCAAGCCAGAAGACAAUCCUUUAUACAACCUCCGCUUGCUGCCUCUUUCAUUAGAACGAUCGGCUCUGUUGGCGCAAAUGGACGCGGAAGAGCAACAUUCAUUAGAUUGCGUGCAGGCUGCCUACGACGAAGAAAGGGAGCGUGUAGAAGAUGAGUGGAAGCGGGGACGCGAUCGGGUACGGGAGCGUUUGCUCGAGGGUAUAGAAGAGCGUCGUAGGAGGGCCAGGGAAGAAAAGGAAGGGGAAGGUACCGUUGGAGAUCCUACACUAGAUUCACAAAGCCGACCUCAUAUAACGAGGAAGCUACGAAACAAAAUGGGAACAUCGCCACCACCAACGCCUAUGGGUGCUCCAGGAUCGGCGCUUCAGAACGGGAGUGGACUCAACAGCGGCGUAGCUAUAACGACAGGUCCAUUCUCCAAUCCACAUUCACUGUCGGUCGACGAGCUACCGUCACCCUUCCCCCUCCCUUUGACCUCGACUACCCUUCCCAGCGGCCUAGGAGCUGGCGCCAAUGGCACUGGUGCCAGCGGCGCAACAACUGGCCGGCGUCGGCCCAAAGGCGGAGGAGCUCAAAGUCAGGCCAUCGGAGGACUAGGCAAGAGCUUAGCGAUGUUGGCUGGCUGUAAAGAAGCCGAGGCAGACAGCGAUUUGGGCGAGAUUCGAAGAGGAAAUAAACGUCGGAGGGUUACCGCCACGACUGUAGGCAAGAACGCGGUAUAG
Pleurotus ostreatus (oyster mushroom) is the source of this 1008-nucleotide messenger RNA. RefSeq lists its product as uncharacterized. Lineage: Eukaryota; Fungi; Basidiomycota; Agaricomycetes; Agaricales; Pleurotaceae. The record is from RefSeq and is a predicted model, not a curated record. The coding region runs from base 1 to 1008 and encodes 335 amino acids. The transcript is spliced from 4 exons.